AUGGCUUCUGAUCAGCCGUACGCCGGCCCAAAGGCGCUCGGCUUCUCCAAGUAUGCUCCACAGCCCAUGAAGUUUACAUUUACGAACCAGUUCUCAAGUUCCUCGACUACCUCUGUUGUUCCCACUGCCAAGAAUGCCAUUGCCACAAAAGAACAGAUCGCAGCUUCAAAGACCAACUCUCAGGUUGCCGGCAACACCACUCAGCACAACCCUGAUGUAGAGCUUGCCAUUGCUCAGGGUACUGUUUUGAAGAAAGAAGUCGAACAGCAUGUUGCGGACCUCUCCAGGACUGUCUCGGACAAAGUCGUCAACACGCGCCGCCUGCUUGAGCUGGUUCGUGAAAAGUGCCCAGAGGCGACCAACGCCACUAUCGAUGCUCUCUGGGUCGAGUUGGAGGGCCUCUUUGCUGCAGCAAACGAUGCAAAGGUUGCGCUGCCUGAGUUCCUGCAUAAACAGCGCGACAGCUUGGGUCUGCAUCACACUGCCUUGUUGAACGAGACCAUCCGAGAAACAGAGGGCGAGCUGAACAUCGUGCGAAAGAAAGCCGACAUUCAAAAUAGCUUGAUCUUGCAGGGGCAUGAAGCGUUCCGGCUCCACAAGACUCAGACCGAGAGCAAAUUGAAAGAUUUAGAGACACUCGAGGAGCGCGUCUCGCGUCUCGAUCUCGAGAAGGGCGAACUUCUCACAGAGAUUGACAGCGGCUCGCAGCAGCUGAAGCAAGAGCGUACACAGCUGUCUGAGACCAAGUCCAAGCUCCAGAGCCUUGAGAAGGAGCUUGAGAAGCUUGUGGACUCCAAGAAGCAGUCUGAAGCUGAAGUCGCUGCUCUACGCAAAGAGGUGGCCAUGUAUACUAAGGACGAUGCUGCAGUCCAGGGGACCACCGAUGGCUUCAUCGCGAAGCUCAAGUCAGCCGCUGACUUGCUUGCGAAAGAGACCGACAAGACCAAGGCCCUUGAUGCCAUGAUAGUCGAGCUGAAAGAAGCUGAGGACAUCGCCCGUCUCGACGCCGACAAGGCAAAGAAGGAGCACGCGGCGCUGAACACCAAGUACAGCAACCAGACGGCCGAGCAUUCCAAGUUAUUCAUGAAGCUCGAUGAGCAAACCAAGCAAUUUAACACCUUGACGAUCGAAGUCGGCCGCCUCCAGAAACACAACUCUGAGCUUAAGCAGCGUCUGACCAAGCUUGUCGAUCUCGAGAAGGAAGUCAUUGAGCUCAGACAAGCGAAGGCUAGUUUGUCAAAGCAGAUCGAUACCCUCACGUCGGAAAAUGAGGCUAUGACGGCUGAUGGACGUAAGGCUCAGACCACACUUGAGAAUGCUCUCAACGAAAAGAAGGAUCUUGAGAAGACUGUCCAGACUCUGAAGUCGGAGCAUGCCAAGGUCACUAGCAAGUUGAAGGGCAACGCAGAAACUAUUCAAGCCCUUAAUUUUGAGAAAGCCGAACUGGAGACUGCGAUCAAUCAGCUCAAGGCUUCCAUGAGCAUGUCUCCCGGCGGUGGCGGUUCCCCAAACCCCAACCUGGAGGAUGAGAUGCUUGCUCAGGUGCAGAAGAUUCGCGAUCUCGAGCACGCUGUAGAUGAGUGGACUGAACUCGCCAAGCGCUCUUACAAAGAGUACCGAGACCUGCUUCCGCUUUCCAAGCAAGCCGAGCAGUACCGCCAGGCAGCUCUCGACAAGGACGACGUCGUCAAGAACCUGGAACUCCAGCUCGCCACGGUCAAGGCUAAGGCUUCACAGUCAACUGGCGCGGGACCUACUGGCGGUGACGCGCGCUACUGGAAGUCCAAGUACGAGACUCUCCUGGCCAACGUUGGCGCCUAAACUCGUGAUGGGCCUCAAGGCUACAUUGCAUGGGUGAUGGAAAGCAGGAACAUACGGAAUGAGAUAUAGGUGGCUGGGUGUUUGAACAUGACCGCCUUAUGGGUACAUGAUUGGCACAUAAUAGCUGCUUUACGAAUUACACGCUUCAUAGC
This is a messenger RNA of Pyrenophora tritici-repentis Pt-1C-BFP, 1973 nucleotides long. RefSeq names its product Myosin-tail-1 multi-domain protein. The record is from RefSeq and is a predicted model, not a curated record. Lineage: Eukaryota; Fungi; Ascomycota; Dothideomycetes; Pleosporales; Pleosporaceae.